Oryza brachyantha (malo sina) is the source of this 1500-nucleotide messenger RNA. Its product is annotated as EPIDERMAL PATTERNING FACTOR-like protein 2. The coding region runs from base 34 to 603 and encodes 189 amino acids. The transcript has 4 exons. Gene Ontology annotation, biological process: guard cell differentiation; stomatal complex development. The record is from RefSeq and is a predicted model, not a curated record. Lineage: Eukaryota; Viridiplantae; Streptophyta; Magnoliopsida; Poales; Poaceae.
UUAGCUCAGCGGGGAGCUGCACUCCCAGUCGUGAUGCAGCUACAGUCGCCGAGAGCAAGACGAAGGCGGCCGGCGCACGCACCCACAGCACGGUCGCACGUACGUCGCCCUCGUCUCCGUGUCUUCUUCCUCCCCCCGCCCCUGCAAACCGAACAGCCAGCCAGCCGUUGUGUGACGCCGAGCAGCGGCAUGGGGUCGAAGAACCGGCCGGGGAGGUGGAUCGGCGGCGGAUCCAAGCUCGCCGUCGCAUGUCUCGCGGCGGUUGCGGUGACCUGGCUGCAGCUGUGCUGCCGCUCCGGCUGCUUCGCUGCGAGCGGCGGCGGGGACGAAGUGCGCCGUUUCCCCGAUCAUUUCGGUAGGCUGGACGGAGCAGGAGCCCAUUCCGGUGACCUUCUGGAGGAGGAGGGUGGUGGCCACCACGCCGGGCGUCGCCUGCUGUCGGGAGGGCCAGGGUCGCACCCGCCGCGGUGCACGUCCAAGUGCGGCAGCUGCAGCCCGUGCUCCCCGGUGCACGUGUCCGUCCCGCCGGGCGUGCUGGUCACCACGGAGUACUACCCCGAGGCGUGGCGCUGCAAGUGCCGCAACCGCCUCUACAUGCCGUGACAAUCACAACACCCACCCACCGUUCGCGGGUGGCAUGCAUCGCCCGUUCGUCGCGCACACACUCGCGGCGCCCGUCGCGUGCGCCGUCUCGAUCGCAACCGCAGGUAGGUGAACCGAACCGACCAUCCGCCGCGCGCUGAGGCUGAGCGAGCUGCUUGGCCCGGGCAGCAUGGCUGCAUGCGCGCGUGACGGAUGGCGCACGGGGCCGGGGCCUGGGCCGGGGAGCGGCCCUGCGUGGCUGUGGCAGUGGUGGGCUACUGUCGCAAUGGCUUUUGGUUGGACCUACCACGAGGGCGAUGGCGCAGGCCGCGCAGAGGAGGAGGUGAGGAAAGCUGCUGCCCCAGGCGCCUCUUCAUGUGAUCGCUGCGCAUAUCAUUCUUGGCUAGCUAGUAGCACCUCGCUUCCUGGUGAAAAUACUAAUACUACCGAGUACAUUUCUGUGUCAUUCUGAUGCAUCUCUCCGUUUUUUUAGCUGCAUGAUACGGAAGUUUGCGUUCUUAGGACACCACGAGAAUGUGAUUUGGCCAAAGAGCAUAUUAGAAAAAAUGUUAAUUAGCCACUCGAUAUCGGUGAUAUUAUUUUAUAGUUUUUAUUUAUUUUAGAGAGAAAAUACGAUGAAAGUAUCAGAAUACCAUUGUCUCUUUCGUAUCGAAGAAGCAGCAUGACAACGAGAACAAGCUCUGAAAGGAGGAGGUAAGGAGGCUCGGCGAGAUCCAUGCAGUGGAUGUAGAGGAGGACAAGCAAGAGCUGCUCUUUGUAUUCAGCAUCAUCGUCAUCUCAAGAAUAUUAUUUUGGUACUUUCAUCAUGUUCUCUCUCCAAAUGAACGAAAAUUAUAAAAUAAUAUCAUUGGUGUAUAGUGCAUAUUACUUUUUUGCGGUGCCCUUUGACUGAGUGAC